Molecule: messenger RNA, 7175 nt
Organism: Xyrauchen texanus (razorback sucker)
Lineage: Eukaryota; Metazoa; Chordata; Actinopteri; Cypriniformes; Catostomidae
Product: non-homologous end joining factor IFFO1-like
Exons: 9
Coding region: 249-2267 (672 amino acids)
Source: RefSeq, a predicted model, not a curated record
AAUCCUCUCUAAGAAAAUAAACAGCAUCUGUUAAGGUACCGUCACAAUAGUGACAUGCAAAUACGCGUAAUGCAUCAUUUGUGUUGGACUAUAGACUGUUAUAGUUAUUUUAUGGCCAGCUCAUUAGUUUGAUCGGUUGUUAAUCGGAUUCAUUCAUUUGAUUACAUUGAAUCGGAGAAGCGUUCCUUCGGUUUACCAACUUGAGAAAUAAGUAACGGCGUUGAAAGUACACGGUUAAAUCAGUGUUCAUGCCGGAUUUUGAGCAUUUCAGAUUUUCUCACUCCAGAAUGAAUCCUGUAUUGGGGGAGCAUGUGUAUCCGUUCCAGCAGAACCAGGUGACGGGCUUAUCGGACUCUGCGUCCUCGGUCUAUUGGAAAGAUUCUGUGUAUGGUGCACCUGACCCAGGCCUGUUCUUGGGCGAACACACGGGAGAUAUCGGGCAAGACUGCGGCACUGGAUUUGACCUGGGUGCUUUUCCUUCUUCAGGUACAUCGUAUCUGCAUUUGGGUAACUAUUUGCACCGGGUGUCUCCACCACCUCCAGCCGCCACGGCCCUGCGUAACGACCUGGGCUCCAACAUAAGCGUCCUCAAGACUCUGAAUUUGCGCUUCCGCUGCUUUUUAGCCAAAGUGCAUGAACUAGAACGCCGCAAUAAAGUGUUGGAGAAGCAAUUGCAACUAGCUUUGGAUGACAGUAAUGACAGUGGAGAGUGUGUGCACAAUAACAAGCCUUUAACUCGAGAUGUUGGAGUUCAAACUGGCUUCGUUGGGUUAAUUCCUAUAAGGCCAGACCUGAUAUCGAUUCACAACGCAAAUGACUCCGCAUAUCUGUCCGGAGGCUUGCUGUCACCUAUAUUGAAUAACACCAUCCUGCCUUUCGAGUCCAUUAACAAAACAACCCUUGGAAACCUAAAUUCCUUAGGUUUGACGGACUCCAAUUCCAAUCUCACCCCAAACUUCCCCAUCAGCCCUGUAUCACCUAUUGAUCCAGCAACAAAAAACAUCAGUAAUGUUAACGGCAAGUAUGUCAACACUGGGGUUGGCUGUACCACCAACCCCCCACCUAGAUUUCAUCCUGGGUCUAUGUGGACUUUUAAUAACACCCAGAGGUUCAGCACCGGGCGUGAGUCGCGCGUCGGGGGUCCAGGUGUAUCAUCAUGGGUGCCGCCUCCUCCAGACGGGGUGGGUGUCCAAAUCGACACCAUCACUCCAGAGAUUCGGGCUCUGUACAAUGUGCUUGCCAAAGUGAAGAGGGAAAGAAACGAAUACAAACGAAGAUGGGAAGAAGAAUACAUAAUGAGGAUGGAUCUACAGGAAAAGUUUGCAGAACUUGAAGAGGACCUACAGGAGAGUGAGGUGUAUCAGGAUGAGUUGUCUCUGAGGGUUAAGCAGCUUAAAGCAGAGCUGGUUCUUUUCAAAGGUCUCAUGAGCAAUAAUCACUCAGAUUUAGACAGUAAGAUCCAGGAGAAGGCCAUGAAAGUGGACAUGGACAUCUGUCGCAGAAUCGACAUCACGGCCCGCCUGUGUGACGUAGCACAGCAGAGAAAUUGCGAGGAUAUGAUUCAAAUCUUCCAGCAAGUAGCCACACCUCCCUCAACCUUGACUCGCCACUCUCGAAAACCGGCACCACAGACAAUCCGAGGGAACGAGAGCGAUGAACCAAUAAGCAUGUCACAGAGUGAGGAGAGUGACAAUAAGGAGGCGGAGCUGUGUGGCUCAUCAGCCAAUCAGAUCAAUGAGGAAAUGCAGAGGAUGCUCAACCAGUUGCGUGAGAGUGAGUUUGAAGAUGACUGUGAUAGUCUGGCAUGGGAAGAGACUGAGGAAACUCUUUUACUCUGGGAGGAUUUUCCAGGAUGCUCCUUCAGCGUUGAGCCUCAAGGGGAGCAAGAGGAGUCCAUAGAGAAAGUGAUAAAGGACACUGAGUGUCUUUUCAAGUCCCGUGAAAAGGAAUAUCAAGACACCAUAGACCAAAUCGAGUUGGAGUUGGCAACAGCAAAGUCAGAUAUGAACAGGCAUUUACAUGAGUAUAUGGAGAUGUGUAGCAUGAAAAGAGGGCUGGACGUUCAGAUGGAGACUUGCAGACGAUUAAUCACUCAGAGUGGAGACAGAAAGUCCCCUCCUCUCAUUUCGGUUGCUGUGGAGGAGGGAGAGAAUGCAGAGAGGGAGAGGAAGAAAGCAACUCCUGCAGCAAAUUCUGACUGCACUGAACCAUAUAAUGACAUGCAGUCAAACUCUGCUGUCCUGGACCAAACAUGGAAAAAGUCUUAAGAGCCUUUUUAUCCUUCUAGCCCCACAAUAAUAGCUGCAAAUAUAAAGCUAUGGCAGUGAUAAUUUAAAAAGUGAGAAUGUGAUAUUGCCACAAGCCUCCACAUUACGGAAGUUAUAGUUACCCUUUGAAAGGCAAGUAAUGUUGGGUGGAUUCACUAGUGCCCUCUAUUGGAAUACACCAUUAAUAGACCUUAAAGGGAUAGUUCACCCAAAAUGACAUUUCUGUCAUCAUUCUCACCUUCAUGUCAUUCCAAACCAGUGGAACACAACAAGAAAAUGUUUGGCAGAAUGUUCAGGACUAACAGCUUCAGUCUCCAAUCAUUUUCUUUGUUUAGAAAGAACGUUGUGUCAACAUUAGGGUGAAUGACAUGAGGGUGAACAUUUUUGGUUGAACUGUUGCUUUAAACAAAAGCAAAUUGUGCACUUUCUCUACAUAGAAUAUUAUAAAAUUCUGCCAAAGAAAUUAGUAUCAAUAUUUCUAGAAAAUUUUACAAUGUACUCGCUUGAAGACUUGACCUGCUCUUGAUUCAUUUGCUCAGAAUUAAAAACUGAAUCCCUACUGACUUAGUCAACACUUUCAAAAAUGUUUUAUUUAAGAUAACCUUUUCAAUAAAUCAUAAAUAAUAGGGGGGUUAACCUUUGAUAUUUAAAACAUAAAAGCAAGUUAUUAACUGCUGGACAAGCACUUUUCAGUUUGUUAUGCUUCUGCGACUAUUAAUGACAGCAAUAUAAAAUAUAUUUAAAUAGGUCUAAGUCAACAUUUUACAGCUGUGAAUGAGGUUAAUUUUGGGACCAGUAAUUAUAAUACUUUAGCAUAAUGUUUUUGCUUUUAUUUACUUAUUUUAUAGAUCACUGCUGAAAUUGGUGUUGUGGAUAAAGGCCAGUGCCAAGUUGCAACAAACCCGUUUAGAAUACCCUUAGUAAUAAUUGUAAGGUUAUUGUUACCAAGGUUUUUCUUAAGGGAUUACUUGAAGAUUACUUGUCAUUGGUCUUGUAAAUUGAUCAUUAACUACUAUUUCUAGUUUGAAGUUGUCUUAAUCUUAAGCAUUGUUUCAUUAUAUAUUGUAAAAAUGUCCUUGUUCACUUACGCAUGAAUCCUUUAGCUAUUCUGUUAAAUUUGUUAAAUACAGUUGCUCAAGUAAAGUUCAUUAGAUUAACUCCUGAGAGGGCCAAGGUUGCAAAAACAGUUAACAAUGGCCAUUGUUAAUGUGCAUAUGACACAAAAUAAAGUCAGUAUAAAUAAACACCCAAGUCAAAAUUGGUUGGUUAGGUCAAACAGGUCAGUAUGCAGUGAGUCAUUAUGCACUUAUGCAUAAGUGAUGACCGAUCAUGUUAAGUGCUGCUGAGUGCAAUGUAUUCCAAAUGAUUCUACUCCUCUGUAUUGACACUCUCCUAAGCUCUUUAAAGUGACCAUUCAUUCAUUGUGAAUUGUUUUGCAAUAUACAGAGCUUAAACUACAAACUACACUGCCUGGCCUAAAAAAAGUUGCAUACUCUUAUAUUUUGUUGGACCGCCUUUAGCUUUUAUUACGUUGUGCAUUCGUCGUGGCAGUGUUUCGACAACCUUAUGCAAUGUCACAACAUUUAUUUCCGUCCAGAGUUGCAUUUAUUUUUGGCCGAGAUCUUGUAUCGAUGAUUGGAGAGACGAAGCACUCUGUAAAUUCCAGCUCAUCCCAAAGUCUUAGGUCAGGACACUGUGGUGGCAAAUUCAUGCUCCCUGAAUCACUUUCACAAUUUGAGCCCAAUGAAUCUUGGAAUUGUCAUCGUGGAAUAUACCUGUGCCAUCAGGUAAUAAAAAAUCCAUUGAUGGCAUAACCUGGUCAUUCAGUACAUUCAGGUGGUCAGCAGACUUCAUUUUAUUGCCGCUUAACGUUGCUGAGCCUUGAUUUGACCAAUUGAAGCAACCCCAGAGGCUUGUACAGUGGGCACUAUGCAUGAUGGUUGCAUUGCUUCAUGCGCUUCCCUUCUUACCCUGAUGCACUCAUCGUUUUGUAAUGGGGUAAAUCUGGACUCAUCAGACCACAUGACCUUUUUCCAUUGCUCCGCAGUUCAAUCUUUAUGCUCCCUAGCAAAUUUAAGUAGUUGUUUCAGAUUAUCCUCACUAACUAGUGGCUUUCUUGUCGACACAGCUGUUUAGUCCCAAUCCUGUAAGUUCUCGUUGCAUUGUGCAUGUGAAAAUGCUCUUACUUUCACUAUUAAACACAUCCGUGAGUUCUACUGUCGAUUUUUUAGGAUGUGACUUCAAGCAUUUUAGUGAUCUCCGAUCACGAUCAUUCAAAUAAUUAUCUUCCGCAAAGCUGACCACUAUCCUUCCAGGUUUCAAUAAUGCGUUGGACAGUUCUUAACCUAAAUUCCAGUGAUUUUAGCAAUCUCCUUAGAUGUUUUCUCUUUUGCCCCUUCUGAAGCACAGUAACAUCUUUUGCACGACAUGGGAUACAUCUUCCGACAUGGUUGGUUAAGAAAUGAGAAGCUACACACUGCAUCAGUUUGGGUUAAAAGAAUUGUUGCCAGCUGAAACAUAUUAAUCAUUGCAAUAAUGAUCCAAUCAGAGGCUCUUAAGUAUCUGCUUAUUUAAAUCCAAACAGCAACUUUUUUUGCCAGGCAGUUUAUUUUAGCCAAACAAUUAGUAACACUUUUGAGUUGGGAAGAGAGAGUGCAGUUGAGUUAUCACUUUGACAAUAUUCACACUAAUGAAUAUUGUUUUCGUUUGAAAACGCAUUAUGUUUGCUGCAUUUACGCCUCUCAUCCACACUGGAAUUUCACUUUCGAAAAACGCUCUCUAGUAUCAUAUAAUUUUAUAAACAAAUUAUGUUGGAAAACUGAAAAUGGAGAUUUAGACAAUAUGGUUUAUGAAAGGAAAUUGUUUAAAUACAAAAUGUGUUUCAAAUUAACAAUAAAUAAUAGAUAUUACUUAAUCCUAGAGUAAUCCCAGAGAAAAAAUAAACUCAUAAUUGUGAUGCAUUUAUAAUGAUUCAUGAAAUGUAUAAUAGAAUAUUGAUGUUUUAACAAAGGCACAAACCUGUUUAGGCUUUAAAGUGAUUGUUCACCCAAAAUGAAAAUUCUCUCAUCAUUUACUCACCCUCAUGCCAUCCCAGAUGUGUAUGACUUUCUUUCUUCUGCAGAGCACAAAGAUUUGUGGAAGAAUGUUUCUGCUCUGUUGGUUCAUACAAUGCAAGUGAAUGGUGACCAAAAAGGUCCCAAAAGCACAAAGGCAGCAUAAAAGCCUCUCAAGUGGUUUCAUCCAUACAUUCAGAAGCGAUAUGAUAGGUGUGGGUGGGAAAUGGAUACAUUUUUUAAAAAUUUUUUUUACUAGAAAUCUCCACUUUCACAUUUUCUUCUUUUGUUUUUACGAUUCACGUUCUUCGUGCAUAUCACAACCUACUAAGCAGGAAUUUAGGGUAAAAAAAGUACUUAAAUAUUGAUUUGUUUUUCACCCAUUCCUAUCAUAUCACUUCUUAAGAUAUGGAGUAAUCAUCUGAAAUCUUAUGGAUUACUUUUAUUCUGCUUUUAUGUAUUUUUUGGGGCUUUAAAGUUCUGUCCACCAUUCACUUGCAUUAUAAGGACCUACAGAGCAGACAUAGUCUUCUAAUAUUAUUUGUUUCUGUUCAGCAGAGGAAAGUCAUACAAAUGUGGGAUGGUAUGAGGGUGAGUAAAUUAUGAGAGAAUUUUCAUUUUUGGGUGAACUAUCCCUUUCCGUUUAACUGUAUUCAUCUUAGAAGAUAAAGGAAAGUUUAACAAGUGGUAAUGUGGGCACACACAUGGUUUUCUAAUGGUAUUGUGUGAGGGGCUACUCCAUUUUGGUUUCAUUGUAUUUUAUAACUAUAUUCCAGUGACAAAUUAUCAGAAAGUGUCCCAUUUAUCUGUAUUCACACUAUUUGGUUUAUAUGUUUAGCAAAUGAUCUGUGUAUUACUGAUAAUUACUGUGAAAACAAUCUAAAGGAAAUGCUAAUUUAUAAAAAAUAUAUUUAAAUAUCAAGGUGCCUGAGAGGUUUUGGAAGCCUAAGUUUGGACAUAGAGUGGCAGGCUUUGAAAGUCUGUUAUAUUGAUACUUGAAAACUAUUGCUGAGGUCCACAUUCACAACAAUCAUCUUUAAUCAUUAAUAAUGAAUGCCUAUCUAGUUAAAACUGUUACUUGUUGUUGUUGCUAAUGAGACUGAAUAGUUGUAAUAGUUCUUGUAGAUGUAAACCAUGGGAAAACAAUAUCUCUGUAAUAAUUAAUCAUAACCUACAGUUAAUCACCAGGCUAACUCAUGCAGCAAUGUUCAUUUGUUAACAUGAAUGUAGUAUAUGAACUGCAAUGUACAAAGUGAUGUAAUAUUUGCCACAAUCUUAGGUCAUGGGUUCAGUUUGUUAUAUCUGGUGUUAAGAAAAUUAGCAGUUAAAAGCUGGUUAAUGUAAAAGAUGAAAGCAUGUUAUUUAUUGGAUCAUGUUUGUCUGUGUGCAAUGAACUGACAAGGGAAGGGGGGAAUGCAAUAGAUGCACUGGAAUAUAUUUGUUGAUCAAAAUGUUGGAUUUGAAAAUGUUUGGAUUCAGAUUGUGCAGAAGGAUUAAUGACAUUGUGCAAUAGACUACUAUUGAGUAAUAAUAAAAAUGGUUGGGGCAUUUCCUGAUAUUUUAAAAACAAAAUUUGUAAAGAUGGUCACAAACUAGAAAAUGAAAAACUUGUGUACAGAUUGAUGGUGAGAAGGACAAACUGAAAAUACAUUAUUUUAGUGAAAAUUAUGCUUUGGCUAUUUAUUAAUCAUUCAAUUUAACUAAGUGUAGUCACUCUCAAUUACAUAUUUUAAAGGGUUGAAAUGUGAUUCAGUAAAUACAGUGCCUUGCAAAAGUAUUCAGACCCCUGGCUAGUUUUCUCAUAUUACUGAAUUACAAUGAAAUUGAAUUGUUUGAUAUUUUUUAUUUUAAAACA